GCGGCCGGGGUCAGAGAACCGCGUACCCUGCCAUGUUCUCCUUGGCGCUGCGGGCCAGGGCGUCCGGCCUCACCGCUCAGUGGGUAAGAGGCUCGGGGUGAACCUGAGUACUGUCUCCACAGUCUCCUGCUCUUCGUGCCUCCCUUAGCUUUGGUACCGGGAGCCCCCAGGGGCCUGGACAGGUCAGCUGGCGGCGGCAGGGACGCCGCGGCCUUCGUCCUCGGUGCCUCCGGGAUGCACCGCAGCUGCGGUGGCUGCGGGUUGAGGGCCGCCCACACAGGCCCGGGAAAGUCACCCCUAACUUAGUCAAGGUCAGGAAGACGGUUGUCAUUCGUCCUGGCGCGGAACGUAGUGAAGCCCUGGCGGCCCGCUACUUCCAGGAUCCCGGCCACGAAGAAAGGGGCUUCUUGUCUGUCAGGUUUAGCGACAACGCUGCAGCAGAGUUAAAAGCAUUCCGGAGAAAACGCUGAUAAUGCUUGGUGAAGGCUUGCUGAGUUCCUUUAGGCCUAGAUAAAGGUGACCAGCGUUUCAUUUACUGAAGUUGUUCAUUCAUUAUAGGAAAUGCUCGGCAGAAAAUCGUAGGAAUUAACCGUGAAAGAAUAGUAGCACGAGUAACUGCACUGACUAAAGAGCCCUAGUUUUCUGUUCAUUUGAGUGUCAUGUACAUCUCAAAUAGGCAAAAGGAAUUGAAUUGAAGUUGAAACACUGAAGCGAACCUAAAAUGCAGAUUCCAGGGCCUGCGAGAUAGCUCGGUGUGGAAAGGCGCUGGCCUCCAGGGAAGACAUGCAAGGAAUUUGCAUAAGACAGCAGUGCAAAAUGGUGCUGGAGGAGCCUUAUUUGUGCAUAGAGAUACUCCUGAGAAUAACCCAGAUACUCCAUUUGAUUUUACACCAGAAAAUUAUAAGAGGAUAGAGGCAAUAGUAAAAAACUACCCAGAAGGACAUAAAGCAGCAGCUGUACUUCCAGUCCUGGAUCUAGCCCAAAGGCAGAAUGGAUGGCUACCUAUCUCAGCUAUGAACAAGGUGGCAGAAGUUUUACAAGUACCUCCAAUGAGAGUAUAUGAAGUAGCAACUUUUUAUACAAUGUAUAAUCGAAAGCCAGUUGGGAAGUACCAUAUUCAGGUCUGCACUACUACACCUUGCAUGCUUCGAGAUUCUGACAGCAUAUUGGAGACCCUUCAGAGAAAGCUUGGAAUAAAGGUUGGAGAGACUACACCCGACAAACUUUUCACUCUUAUAGAAGUGGAAUGUUUAGGGGCCUGUGUAAAUGCACCAAUGGUUCAAAUAAACGACAACUACUAUGAGGAUCUGACACCCAAGGAUAUCGAAGAGAUUAUUGAUGAACUCAGGGCUGGGAAAGUUCCAAAACCAGGGCCAAGGAGUGGCCGCUUCUGUUGUGAGCCAGCAGGAGGCCUUACUUCUUUGACUGAACCACCCAAAGGACCUGGCUUUGGUGUGCAAGCAGGCCUUUAACUUAUAUUCAACUGUAAAAGUGUCACUGGAGAAAUAAAAUAUGAACUUACAUACAU
Arvicanthis niloticus (Nile rat) is the source of this 1528-nucleotide messenger RNA. RefSeq names its product NADH:ubiquinone oxidoreductase core subunit V2 (gene Ndufv2). Gene Ontology annotation, biological process: mitochondrial electron transport, NADH to ubiquinone. Gene Ontology annotation, molecular function: NADH dehydrogenase activity. Gene Ontology annotation, cellular component: respiratory chain complex I. NCBI's taxonomy places the organism in Eukaryota, Metazoa, Chordata, Mammalia, Rodentia, Muridae. The record is from RefSeq and is a predicted model, not a curated record.